AUGGGCAAGAUGGACAACACCUCCGUGGAGCUGAGCUCUCCCUCCGAGGUGAAGCAGGCAGCCCUGGAGGAGUCAGAGCCCAUCGCCCUUGAGACCAUGAGCACAAAGAAGAAGAAGAAGGAGAUCCCAGACAGAGGAUCCUGGAAGGGGAGAUUUGACUUCUUGCUGUCCUGCGUGGGCUAUGCUAUUGGACUGGGCAACGUCUGGCGCUUCCCGUACCUCUGCGGCAAGAACGGAGGAGGGGCCUUCCUCAUCCCCUAUUUCCUGACACUGGUGUUUGCUGGGAUUCCUCUCUUCCUGCUGGAAACUGCUCUGGGCCAGUAUACUUCUGUUGGCGGACUGGGAGUCUGGAAAUUAGCACCCAUGUUUAAAGGAGUGGGGCUGGCAGCUGUGGUUCUCUCCUUCUGGCUGAACAUCUACUACAUUGUCAUCAUAGCCUGGGCUCUCUACUAUCUCUUCAACUCUUUCACUGCGGACCUGCCAUGGCAGAGCUGUGGGAAUGCCUGGAACACCGACCGCUGCUUCUCCAACUACUCCCUGGACGACACCACCAACCUCACCAGUGCUGUCACCGAGUUCUGGGAGAGAAACAUGCACCAGAUGUCCGGGGGCCUGGGGGAGCCCGGCACCAUCCGCUGGCCUCUGGCCGGCACACUGGCCCUGGCCUGGCUGCUGGUCUACUUCUCCAUCUGGAAGGGCGUGGAGUGGACGGGCAAGGUGGUGUAUUUCUCAGCCACCUACCCCUACUUCAUGCUUUUCAUCCUCUUCUUCCGGGGAGUCACGCUGCCAGGAGCCAAGGAGGGAAUCCUUUUCUACCUCACGCCCGACUUCAGAAAGCUCUCUGAAUCCGAGGUCUGGAUGGAUGCAGCCACGCAGAUCUUCUUCUCUUACGGCCUGGGGCUGGGGUCCCUGAUCGCUCUGGGGAGCUACAACUCUUUCCACAACAACGUCUACAGAGACUCCAUUAUUGUCUGCUGUAUAAACUCCACCACAAGCAUAUUUGCUGGAUUUGUUAUUUUCUCUAUUGUUGGCUUCAUGUCACACAUCACGAAGAAGUCGAUUUCAGAGCUGGCUUCCUCAGGCCCUGGACUGGCUUUCCUCGCCUACCCACAGGUUGUCACACAGCUGCCCCUAUCCCCGCUCUGGUCAAUCCUCUUCUUCUCCAUGCUGAUGAUGUUGGGUCUGGAUAGUCAGUUCUGCACUGUGGAAGGGUUCAUUACAGCCCUGAUGGACGAAUAUCCUCAUCUCCUGCGAGCCAGGAAGAAGGUCUUCAUUGCAGUAGUCUGUUUCAUCUCUUAUCUCAUUGGAUUCUCCAACAUCACUCAGGGUGGCAUUUAUGUCUUCAAGCUGUUUGACUACUACUCAGCCAGUGGCAUGUGUCUUCUCUUUCUUGUCUUCUUUGAGACCAUCUCAAUUUCUUGGUGUUAUGGUGUGAACAAAUUUUACAGGAACAUUGAAGAAAUGAUUGGCUACAAACCUUGCAUCUGGUGGAAGAUCUGCUGGGCCUUCUUCACUCCUCUUGUCUGCCUGGGCGUGUUCUUCUUCAGUGUGGUGGAAAUGACCCCUCUGACACUGGGAAAAUACAUUUAUCCUGCGUGGGGACAAGGCAUUGGUUGGCUUAUGGCUCUGUCCUCCAUGGUACUGAUUCCAGGGUACAUGCUAUACUGUUUCUUCACCUCAACGGGGACUCUUCGGCAGCGUCUGCAGCAGAUGACACAGCCCAAGCCAGAGAUGCACGCUCAGAACAACGGCCUUCAACCGAAGACGUCCUUGAACGGGAGAGUCUUGGAUGCUGCCGUCUAG
Molecule: messenger RNA, 1803 nt
Organism: Cariama cristata (Red-legged seriema)
Lineage: Eukaryota; Metazoa; Chordata; Aves; Cariamiformes; Cariamidae
Gene: SLC6A1
Product: solute carrier family 6 (neurotransmitter transporter), member 1
Exons: 14
Coding region: 1-1803 (600 amino acids)
Biological process (GO): sodium ion transmembrane transport; neurotransmitter transport
Cellular component (GO): plasma membrane
Molecular function (GO): gamma-aminobutyric acid:sodium:chloride symporter activity
Source: RefSeq, a predicted model, not a curated record